Messenger RNA from Talaromyces amestolkiae, 846 nucleotides. RefSeq lists its product as uncharacterized. The transcript has a single exon. The record is from RefSeq and is a predicted model, not a curated record. NCBI's taxonomy places the organism in Eukaryota, Fungi, Ascomycota, Eurotiomycetes, Eurotiales, Trichocomaceae. Bases 1 to 846 code for a protein of 281 amino acids.
AUGCGGUCUUUGACUGCAAUCUCUUUCAUGAAUUCAUCAACCUACAAACCUCACAUCACAAGUUCACGCCCAGCAAUGGACAACUCAUAUGAAGUUCCGGGCCUUAAGAGGCUCAAGACAUAUGACAACCUUCACGAAAACCUUGCUCUCCGCCCACGCCAUCCCAAACCUCGUAUUGGAUGGAACUCCCUUCCUGCCGAACUACGUCUCGAGAUUUAUGCCUACCUCAUUCCUCGCUUCGACCAUGCAAUCAACGUCUCGUCACCCAGAUUCGAAAACCGCUUCUUUCGCGAAUACUACGAGUCGAUGAAAGACAACGUCUCGGAGGAAGAGAAGGCAAAUCGUCUACCAUGGACAAAGAUCUUCCUCAUCAACAAACAAAUCAGCCACGAAUGCCUCGACAUCCUCUACGGGAAAAAUUCCUUCCAAAUCGAGAUGCACAAGACGGGUGAAGCUGACAUCCGCGCAAACUUCACACGCGAGAAUCGCCACCGAGUGCGAUACAUCACAGUCGCCUUUUUGGGUACAGAAGGCGCGACUUUCCCACCUGGGAAUCUUAUUCCCGAUCGCUGUCUAUGGGCCGACAUACUCCCCAACAUCAGAGAGAUGUGGCUCGUUACAGUGCAGCCAAUGAGACCUCUUAUUCCCGAGAUAAUACAGCCUGGAGAUGAGUUCUUCGCGGGUGAAUCAGCGAUUCGGUUCGAUCAGUUUUUUGAAUGGCUGCCGCCUUACCUUAGAUGUUUUAGGGAACUCCUGCGGCCUGAUACCAUUUUGUAUAGCAUGAGUGGUCAAGAUGAGCGGGAGACUCAGCAGAUUGUUUCGGGGUAUUUCACAUGGUGGUAUUGA